Closterium sp. NIES-67 is the source of this 7430-nucleotide messenger RNA. The record is from the annotation of a GenBank genome assembly. Lineage: Eukaryota; Viridiplantae; Streptophyta; Zygnematophyceae; Desmidiales; Closteriaceae.
AGCAGCAGCGCCAAGCAGGAGCUAUGUAGUACGGUUUACCUUAGGAGACGGACAACAAGACAACAGUCAGUCCGUCUGACAGAAGCUAGCGGAAAACUGCAGAAUUGACGGAGACUCCAUGAACGUGGCCCGUUCUGACUAAGGCAUCUAGUGUUCUUACUUAUGAAAUAGUAGUCAUGAUUCCUCUUCUCGAUCGCCUCGUUGCUGCUCAGGUCUGCGUUUGUCGCGAGAGCGAGAGGGACGCGCGGGUAGACAUUUCGAGCUGGCCAUGGCCAAUACAGACAGAGUUGCGCAGCUGUCGGACUUAAAUCGUUUCCACUUACCGUUCUCGAUACAUUAGCUCAAAACAUGCUGCUCACGACUCGAUAACUAAAACGCGGCUCGGCUCGGUCCGGUACUUCAUUCACACGAAAGACUCGUUUCGAUAUUUAUCAUGGAGUCGUACAUGGAGAAGCGGCACGCGUACCGACGGCGCUACCUGCCCUGGUACUGCCGGCCAGUGCUGCUGAGCGAGGACGACCUGGAGCUGGGGGAGAUGGAGGAGGAGGAAAGGGAGGAGGAGGAGCGGCGCCGCCACGAGGAGAAGCUGCAGAUGAUCAUGGCGGCGAAGCCCGUCAAGUGGACCACAUACGCGAUAUUGGCUGCGGCGUUUUUCGCGCUUGUGCUGCUGGCGGUGCUGUGCUGGGCGUUCAUCGCCGCCAUGCAGCCGUCCUCCGACUCCCUCGCCCUGCACCUGCGCUCUCAGCGACUGGACGCCGCUGCCCUCGCGGUGCUCUCCAUUCAACAGAGGCUGCAAUACGCAGCAGUGGCGCAGGCCAUGGCGCUGACGUCAGCUCUGAACGCUGUGAACCGAAGCAUCGCCAGCACGAGUAGACAAAGCAGCGGCGGCGGCAGCAGCGGCAGCAGCAGCGGCAGCAGCAACCUGACAAGUGUUCUAGCAUAUUCCCAGGAGGCCCUGUUGACCACCUCCUUGCACUUCAUCCGCCCUGACCCCUCUCUCCACAUCGCUGCUUUUGUUGCCCUGGACGGCUCUCUCACCGGUUACCUGCGCCCCUCCCAGGGGCCCUUUCACACUGACAGCAGCAGGAGCAGCGUUAGCAGCAGCAGCAGCAGCAGCAGGAGUACUAAUAGUGGAAGCAGCAGUGCAAGCAGUGGCAGCAGUGACAGCAGUGCGAGUAGCAGCCUCGUUGCAGCCCCUUUGUACAGAAUCCGUUCCAACCUCUCUGUCGCUCAAGCAGCUGUGAUCGGGAGCAACCAAGUGGCAGGAGGUACUCCAGGUGCUCGGGGGGAGAGCCAGCCUCGUUCACAGAACCAGCCGACUCCCCAGAGUCAGCCUAGCUGGAAGAGCCAGCCUAGUGUGACCGUUUCUGACCCCACACUGACGCACACUGACUCUCUGCUUGACACCCCUCCUAGAAGGCUAACUGCCUCGUCCACCAUCUCCACCGCACCCCACCACUCUGAGUUCCACAGGGCGCAUGCUCGUCGUGCUGCCACCACCUUUGCUGCCUCAACGGGCAGUGGAGGCACCAUCCGCAGCCAAAGCAGCACCAGCGGCACCAGCAGCACCAGCAGCACCAGCAGCACCAGCAGCACCAGCAGCAGUGCUGUUCAAGGCUCAACCAAAGCCUCAGGUCUAGGCUCGGCCCAAGCCUCAGGUCUAGGCUCGGCCCAAGCCUCAGGCCCAGGCUCAGCCAUCCCAUCCUCUCCUUGCACGUUGCUGCCUUACGUUCUCGAGGGAUCGUUUCUAAACGGCUCCUUAGUGAAUCAGUCUGUAGUGAGUACGGCCAUGCUACCUGACCUGCGCGCAGUGCUGGGUUACAAUUCCUCCCUCUCGUUACAAGCAGGUUCCUUUAUAGACACACUCGGUUCAGUGCUCCCUGCUAAAUGCCCGCCACCAGUUAUACCUCCCCCACCUGACUGGCCUCUGGCCUUUCUAGCAGCGCUCUCUCCCGUUUUUUGGGGUGAUGCAGCCAGCUCAGCAGGUGCCACGUCAGUGGGCGCCAGCCUGGCAGCUGUCUCCCUUGCUGACGUGGCAGCAUCUUGGGCUGGCAUCAGUAUCAGCUGCGGCAGCAGACCAGCCAGUCAGGAAGGAACGCAGAAGCUUCCCUCGCGUCUGCUGCUUGUUUCGGCCACUGGAGGGCUUAUGUUGUCCUCUUCUGGCGCAGCGGGUGGCCCAAUAGCACCUGAUGACGCCAUUGUGACGUCAGCAAUGGCUGCGUUAGGGCUAGCCAAGCCUGCUGAGUCAGCAGGUCAGGGUGCUGAGUCAGCAGCAUCGCCUGUGGUGGAAGCAGCUCCAGUGAACACGUCAGCAGCAGGGUUAAUCAGCAUCAUGAGAUCGCUACAGACAAACAUUGCCGGCCAGGAUUACCACAUUGACUCGCUUCCCCUUGUCUUCAGCACCGUCUCUAACUAUACCAUCGUGUAUGUGUCAGCAGUGCAGCUGUACCAGACGCCACCCGCCACGUCCACCAGGAUAGCGUCCCUCGUGCUGCUGCUGCUCUCCCUCGCCGCCCUGCUCGCCUGUGCGCUGCUGCUGGCCUCCGCCGUGCGCCGGCGAAGCGGCAACAUAGCGUUCCUGCAGGAUGAGGUGCAGAGGCAGAUGGUGCUCACCAAGAGGGCAGAAGCACGCUCUCAAACCAAGAGCGCCUUCCUGGCGAGCAUGAGCCACGAGCUGCGCACGCCCAUGGCAGCCAUCCUGGGCCUGCUGGACCUUGUGCUGUGCGAGGACCUGCUGCCCGAGGUGCAUGUCAACGUGCAGCAGAUCAAGCUCGCCGCCACUGCGCUAUUGGGCCUUCUCAACUCCAUCCUCGACCUCAGCAAGGUGGAGGCGGGGAAGCUAGUGUUGGAGUGUGUCGACUUUGACAUCCGGAAAGACCUCGAGCUCAUUGUGGAGAUAUUUUCCGUGCAGGCUCUAACUAAAGGCACGGAGAUCUCUCUCGAUCUACCAGACGAUCUAACUCGCAUGGUGAAGGGCGACCCCCACCGCGUGCGGCAGGUGUUCAACAACCUGCUCUCCAACUCCAUAAAAUUCACCCCCAAGGGGCACAUUGUCAUCCGCGGGUGGAACAAGCACGCCCCCGGGGGCCAGCACGGGCAGCACGGGCAGCCGAGAGGCGCCCAUGGCCACAUGCUCGGGGCGCUGGAGGCAGGGGGGGGGGAGGGGGGCGAGAAGGAGAGGUCGAAGGUGGAGCUGGUGUUUGAGCUGGAGGACACGGGGUGCGGCGUGCCCAAGGAGAAGCGGGAGACCAUCUUCGAGACGUACGGCCAGGCGGACCAGGCGCACGGGCGGAUAGGCACUGGGCUGGGGCUCGCCAUUGUGCGAUCGCUGGUGGAAAUGAUGGGUGGCAAAAUCGCUGUAGUAGACAAGCCCAUCCCCAGCCCCGGCACGCUCUUCCGCUUCAACCUGUCGCUCGACCCAGCAGCCAGCAACCCCAGUGCGGAGCAGGAGCACGAGAAGGAGAGCUGGCGCCUGGAGGCGCCCCUCAUGAGGGCGCUGUGGGAUGGGGACGUGCUGCUGGUGAUGGAGGGGUGCCCGGGGAGAGAGGUGGCGGGGAAGUGGCUCAGGCAGAGGGGGCUCACGGUGGAGGAGGUGGGGGCGUGGGAGGAGAUGGUGGAUCGGAUACGACAGGUGGCAACAGCAGCAGAGGAGAAGGCUCGGGCAACCGAGGCAGCAUACGAGCGCAUGAGAAUGGACGACCAGUUCCUGCUCCUGCCAUCCUCCCUUGGCGGCGCUAACCCCACCUCCUCCGCCACUCAACCUCUAAGCACGGCAGAUGCCUUUGCUGCUCUGCAAAGGUUUGGAGAACCGCCAGGGGGGGCAGGAGGAGGUCUGGGUGCUGUAGGCUCGGGAGAUGCAGGGAAGGAAGGUUCGGGGCUAGGUUCAGCAGCGCCAUGGCCGAGGGGGAUCCUGUCUCUGGGGCUUAGAGAGGCGGGGGGGAGUGCUGGGUCGCUGCUGUCGGCAGGUAGUGGGGGAGGUGGAGGUGGGGGAGGGGGAGCAGCAGGAGGAGGAGGGGGAGCGGGAGGAGGGGUGAGUAAUGGUGGGGUGAAUGGGUUGGCAAGCGAGAUAUCAAGGGAUGGGGAUGAAGCAGGGGAGAAGAUAGCUGGAGUGGCAGCAGCAGGAGGGGCGGCAGGAGCGGCAGGAGCGGCAGGAGCAGCAGGAGCAGCAGGAGCGGCAGCAGGAGGGGAGAAGGGUGGCAUUCGCAGUGCGGGCAACUCGCCCUUGCGACUGGGGCGCAUAGGCAGUGUGAACAGUGGGCACAGGAGGCAGAGCAGCCUGGAGAGAAUAGGAGCCCUCUUUGGUGGAGCAGGCGCAGGGGCAGGGGUAGAAGCAGGGGGGGGAGGGCUGGGCGGAUGGGAGGCACCAGGCAAGAGCGGUCUAGCAAAGGAAGGGAUGGGGGAUGGAGCAGGGGGAGGGGCGGUAGUAGGAGGGGAAGGAGGGGGAGGAGGAGGAGCAGAGGGCGUGAAGGGCUUGGGACCAGGAGGUGGGGCGAGAGGAGGGUUGGAGCGAACAGUGAGCCUGCAGACAGAGAAGAAAGGCGGAGGCGGGGGAGGGGGAGGAGGGGGAGGGGGAGGAGGGGGCGUGGGGGGGGGGUUAUGGAAACAGGGAAGCCUCACCCUGGGGAAGGUGUUUGGGGGGAGGGACAGGCGGGGGAGCGGGGGUAGUGACGCUGGGUCGGGCGCUGGAGGAGGAGGAGGGGGCGGCAUGGGGAGCAGCGGCGGCAGCGGCAGCAGCAGCAGCACCAGCGUUUGGCGGCAGAACAGUGUAGAAGGGCUGUUUUCGAAUGCGUUUGUGCGUACCGAUAGGAAAGGCAGCGGGUUUUCGAGCGUGAGCAGCGACGGCGAGAAGGCUUGUAUGGAGGAUAACAAUAACAGUAACCAUGCUAAGAAACAGGCUGCAGUAGCGUUGGUUAUAGUGGAUACUAGCAUGCUUCCGGGACUGACGUUACCGCUACCGUCGGACAACAAGCAGCCUGGGGACUGGUCGGCGCAGAACCCGCCGCCCCUCCCGUCAUCGGCUGCUGCUGCUGCAGCUGCCACGGCCGCGUCAGCAGCAGCAGGUCAGGCAGAGGCGCUUGGCACUGCUGCUGCAGCAACGGCAGUGGCAGGAGGAGGGGGAGGGGCAGGGGGAGCAUGUUCAGCAGCAGGGGGAGCAGGAGCAGGAGGUGGGGCAGGAGGGAGAGGAGGAUCGGGAGGAGGGGGAGCAGGGGCAGCAGGGGCAGGAGGAGAGGCGGAUCUAGGCCCGUUAAACGAGCUCUUGGCUUUGCUAGACAUAUGCAGGGCGGGAGGGGGCAACAGCUCGCUGCCUGUCAUGUGGUUGGUAGCCGCCAACACGCCUGCGUCUGUGCGCGAGAGGUUGAGAGCGGCUGGGUGCGAUACUAUUGUGUCGAAGCCCCUGCACCCCACUAGGAUGGAGCAGUUACUUAACUUGGCCAUGGAUAUUAAGUACGGGAUAGGGGGGACUGCUGGCGAGGGGGAGAGGGGGAGGGAGAGAGGGAGGGAGAAGGGAGGAGGAGGAGGGAAGGAGGGGAAGGGGCACAAGAGCGUGAAUCUGAGGAUCCAGAGGUGCUUGAGUGCGGUGGAUGAGGAACUCAGUAACGCGGAUGAGAUGAGCAAUGGGGAUGACUCGUGCCUGUCCACGCCUGCUGCGUCGUCAGAGUUUGACCUCACCACUCCCAGGUCUGGUGAUGGCGCGUGUGAAGGCAGGGAGAGAAGGGAUGGGAGGGAGGGUAGGGAGAGGAGAGAAGGGCGGGAAGGGAGAGAAGGGAGGGCAGAGAGGGACGGGAGGGAGGAGAGAGGAGGGAGGGAAGGACGAGAUAGUAGAGAUGGGAGAGAAGGGAGAGAUGGGGGAGACGGGAGGGACAGGCCAAGCGGUGGCGAUGGUGAUAGUGAUAAUGGUGAGGGGGCAGGAGGAGAAAGAGGAGAAAGAGGGGAGAGAGGGGAGAGAGGGGAGAGAGGGGAGAGAGGGGAGAGAGGGGAGAGAGGGGAGAGAGGGGAGAGAGGGGGGAGAGGAGAAAGGAGAGAAAGAGGGGAGAGGGUGGAUGGUCGGUACCGUACGAGAAGGCGGCCGGAUGGCUCCGAUUCUUGGCGUGGCAGCACUAGUAGUGCUGGCAGCGGGGAGGACGAUGGGUCUGGUGAGGGGGGAGGAGUAGGGGCAGGAGGGUCCAUCACCCCGCGCACACCCCGAACGCUGCAGAACCUUCUCCUGCCCUUCCCUCGCUCCGAGUCCCGCAGCUCCCUAGAUGACAACAAGGGGGGCACUUCUGCCCCUACUCCCCCUCCGGACGGCCACAGAGGGGCCACUCAAGACGGCCACCCCCUACGGCGCGGCUCUUUCCGGAACGACCCUGCUGCCUCGCUCACCUCCCCCCGCUCCCCCUCCUCGCUUUCCUCGGCCUCUUCCUCCUCUAUGGAUCGCUCCACCAGCGGGCGGCUCCUGCCUGCCAUUGAUUCGCUCUUCUCCCCUCGCAAGCACGUUCACUCGCAAUCACACUCACACUCUCAAUCGCACUCUCACUUGCAAUCGCAUCGCGCCUCUUCUUCGUCCACUCGUGCCAAGCGCAGCGGCAGCGGCAACAGAAGCCGGGACAGGGGUGGAGGGGGUGCAAGUGCGUCGGGUGCAUCGUCCCACCAAAAGGCAGUGCUGGGGCCCCCGUCGGCACUGGCAGGUGUGCACAUCUUAUUGGCGGAGGACGUGGCGAUGCUGCAGCGCGUGGCGGUGCUGAUGCUGAAGAAGAUGGGUGCGACGGUGGUGGCGGUGAGCAACGGGCAGGAGGCGGUGGAUGCGGUCACGCGGCAGAUGCGAGGGGGAGAAGGAGGGGAUGCUGCACAAGGGGAGGCGUUUGACCUCGUGCUCAUGGACUGCCAGAUGCCUCUACUGGACGGCUAUGCAGCAACGAGGGCGAUUAGGGAAGCAGAGCGGGGCAGCAGCCCACCAGUGCACAUCCCAGUAGUGGCGCUGACCGCCAACGCCAUGGCGGGGGACCACCACAAGUGCCUUGAUGCGGGCAUGGAUGGUUACCUCACCAAGCCCAUAGACAGCAAGCUUCUUACGGAAACAGUGAAGAAGCUCUUAGGGGAUCGCAAGAAGCGCAAGUGAGCGUACACGAGGAGUGAGGAGAGUGUACGGGGGAUGUGCUCCUUGUGUGUAAGGUAUGGGGGGGGGGGGGGGUGUAUAUGCAUGCGCUCAUCUGCAUAGAGAUAUUGGGUGGAUGUGCGCAUGGCAGAGGGAUGGUUGCUCCUCCACAUUGGGGCAUGUGGAACGUUCAAAUUCAACAGCCUGAUCCACUAGUGAAGGCCUUGGUUGGUACGUACAUUCCUCAAUUGAUUUAGACUUUAUGUGACCUCUUACUAGGGAUUGCUAUGAAUCUAACGUAGCUUGUAUCGUAUCUGUAUCUUCACAUAGUACAGCCUUUGAAGUUUGACGCCUC